AUGACUCCAACUCUACUGGAUAUGGAGCAAAUUUUUGGGUUCAGACCCCAUGGAAGACCUGUGGAUGUAGUUGGUGACUAUCAUAGGAGGAAAAACCAAGAAAAACUAGCCAAGCCAUUCACUAUCUAUCUAGCCACAAUCAACCAGAACUGCUCCUUCUCCAAUUAUUUGAGGAAGUUUAGUGCUGAGAAGGAUAGGGAUCAGCAACACAUGUUGUUCCUUCUGUAUUGGCUGAAUAAAUUUGUCUUCCCUAAUUGCUCUUCAGCAGUUUUGCUCAAAUACAAACACUUGGCAGAAGCAUUGCAUAAUCACACGGAUGUAAGGCUUGGACUUACAGUUCUGCCUGAAGAUUACAUGAUGCCUAAGCGAUCAAUUGAAGAACAUUUGAUGUUCUUCAGGCACUGCACCAAGGGGUCUGCUCAGUGGCAGGUGGUGAUUAGGAGGACUUACCCUUGGUUCUAG
Molecule: messenger RNA, 462 nt
Organism: Prunus armeniaca (apricot)
Lineage: Eukaryota; Viridiplantae; Streptophyta; Magnoliopsida; Rosales; Rosaceae
Source: the annotation of a GenBank genome assembly